GAAUAUCAGCUCUGCACAGGGAGGAGAGGAUUAGCGCAACCACUCAGCUCAUCUGCAUAUACGUUCCCAGAGAACCACAUGAGCACCCAAGGCUGCACCUCUUUUGUAUAAAACCUGGCACUCCUAUCACAGAGGCUCCACUUGAUCUACUCUCACUGCUGUGAGAUCAUUUGAUAGGAACCACAGUUUUUUUUGUUUUUUGUUUUUUGUCUUUUUGACUCUUUUUAAAUGAUUUAUAGAAUUUUAAUUUGCAUUUUGUUGCCUGCAAUGUCUCUGUUUAACUGGGACAAUGCAAGUAAUACUGUUUGAUAUGUACUUGCUCUGAACAUCAAGGAGUUUACCCUUCAUUUUUUGGGGACUUUUUCCAACUGGGUUUCUUUCUUCAUCUGGUUUUGGAAGACUGCAGCUCCAGAAUGCCAUCUAGAGAGUCCUACGAGGUAAACAAGGAAGAGAAGCCUCUGGUGCAAAAGGCCAAGCGAGAGGCCAAUCAGGAGGAUAUUCUGGCGGCAGCUCUGGGAAUGAGGAUGGGGCCACAAAAACCUUCAGCCACUUUCUGGCAGCCACUUAAACUAUUCGCCUAUUCGCAGCUCACCUCACUGGUUCGCAGAGCCACGCUGAAGGAGAGCGACCGGACGCCCAAAUCUGAGAAAGUCCACAACUUCAAGGUCCACACCUUUCGGGGGCCUCACUGGUGCGAACACUGUGCCAGUUUCAUGUGGGGACUGAUGGCUCAGGGGGUCAAAUGUGCAGAUUGUGGUUUGAACGUCCACAAACAGUGCUCGUCUCUGGUGCCCAACGACUGCAAGCCGGACCUGAGACACAUCCGUAAAGUUUACAGCUGCGACCUGACGACGCUGGUGAAAGCGUACAACACGGCCCGACCCAUGGUGGUGGACAUGUGCAUACGAGAGAUCGAGUCCAGAGGACUGAAGUCGGAAGGCCUCUACAGAAUAUCUGGAUUCAGCGAUUCGGUGGAAGAAGUCAAGAUGGGAUUUGACAAAGAUGGCGAGAACACAGACAUCUCAGUGAACGCCUAUGAAGACAUCAAUAUCAUCGCGGGUGCGCUGAAACUGUACCUCAGGGAUUUGCCUGUUCCUGUUAUCUCCUAUGAUGCCUACCCCAGGUUCAUCGAGGCUGCAAAGCUCACGGAUCCGGAGAAGAAGCUGGAAGCUUUCCGAGAGGCUCUCGCUCUGCUGCCGCCGUCGCACAGUGAAACUCUCAAGUACCUCAUGGCCCACUUGAAAAGGGUGACGCAGAACGAGAAGUUCAACCUGAUGAACGCGGAGAACCUCGGCAUCGUUUUCGGGCCCACCCUCAUGCGGGCCCCCAACCUGGACGCCAUCACAGCGCUGAAUGACAUCCGCUACCAGAGACAGGUGGUGGAGGUGCUCAUUAAAAAUGAAGGGGCGCUCUUCUAAAACACAGAUCAGGACUUUUAUAGAACAGCUCUCUAAUCAUUCUUUUGUGUAAAGACUUGAAAUGACUGUUUCUAUUCCACUGAUACGUUUGUUUUUUUAAAAAUGCCUUGUGUAUGGACUAGUGCUGACCUAACAUCUGUCCUCUCCCUGUAACCGGGCGCUGGAUGAUGAACCUUACACUCGUACGUACUUUAUGUCUCCCCAUUUUUGUCGGGGGAUUUUCCGAAGCUGACAGACCCGCAUGCAUGGUGCAAGGUCUUUGUUGCUUUGUAGUCGUAACCCAGCAUGUGUUCAGAUUGUGUAGCGCUGUGAUUUUUUUCUUUCGUCUGUUCCGUAGUAGUUAUUUCCACGCUCCCGGCUGCCUGCCGCGCAGCUAUUUCCGUGAAACUUUGUAUAGCUGGAUGUAAAAAAAAAAAAAAGCUACUAAUUUUUUCUGGGGGUAAUUUUUAUGAUGCUGUAUUUUUUUAUCUCCUCAAAUGUUUGUACGUCACCUGCAGUUCUUAGUUGAAUGAGCCUUCUCCUCUUAAUGUGUACGCACUGGUGCAUUUUGCCUGACCUUAACAUUUUUAUUGUGUUAUAAGCAGCAUUGUUUGUGAAUUAAAUUUUUUACUGUAAUGUUUUUUGUACACAACUUGUGCAUGAUCACUUUAAUUUAUUAAACCUUACUCUGAGAAAUUAAGCGCUUAAUGAGUCGUCUGAAUCGCCAUAAUAAAUAUCGACAUUAAAUUUGUGAUAAAGUUGCAAUAACUGAUUUUUUUUUGGCCACUUGGGGGCAGCAGGAAAAAAAGUUCUGACCCUUGGGUUGAUGCCUCAAAAUUGAUGGCAAACAGUUGCAUAUUCAACAGAUACGAAGCAGCAUUUCAUUUUGGAGGUUAACGUCUGCAUCUGUCUGCGAUGUUUUGAAAAUAGUAAAGCUAUAAGUUGGAAAUCCAAAUCACUCGCUGGGUGUCUGUACCGUAGUUUUAAACACAUUUCAAAGUAAUGCAUCAGACAUUUUUAACCGUAACAUUCCAAAAUAUUUCCUCAGUUUCACCUAAAAGUUUUGCCGCUUACAUGUUCUGUAAAAAAUGUAUCUGAACUGCAAAAUCUAUUAAAGAGAAGCACUGAUUCAAAUUAGUCUCGUUUAUCUUUCUAGCUUGCGGAUUGUAUUUACUUGAAAUCACACUUUUCCCACUAAAACUGGUGUUCAAGUUUCAGCAACAGUGCAAAAAAGUUAGGUUUAUUACACCUUUAGCACUGUGACAUCAUGACGUUCACACUUUCGCAAAUUUUUCUGCUGUAACUCAACUGCUGUUUUCAUCCAAUAGAAUAUUGAGUCGAGUGAUGACAUCAUGUUUUGUUUGGCUAAAGCGAAUACUCCUGUUGGGAAAAUUGAUCACUUUAAGUUGGCAUUUCUUAAAACUACGCUGCAGCAAUGCUGACUGUAUAGGUAUCAAUGGUUUAAGUACAUCUACUGUAAACCAGUGGUAUUAAUAAAACUUGCCUACUUGAUUUGAAUAAACUUAAUUUAAUUGUG
Molecule: messenger RNA, 2934 nt
Organism: Stegastes partitus (bicolor damselfish)
Lineage: Eukaryota; Metazoa; Chordata; Actinopteri; Pomacentridae
Gene: chn1
Product: chimerin 1
Exons: 7
Coding region: 414-1418 (334 amino acids)
Biological process (GO): signal transduction; regulation of GTPase activity
Molecular function (GO): GTPase activator activity
Source: RefSeq, a predicted model, not a curated record